CAUAGCUUGCAUUUUCCAGCUCCAUAAUCCCCCAUUGUAGGAACUUCAUUCCACACCAGGAUCAAAUGGGUAAGCUCCAUUUGGUGCUGUUGUUCACUUUGUUGCUUCUUUUUUGUGGUGCCUCAGCUGCACCAUUCACUACUUCACCUGCAAAGAUUGUAAAUGGGUUUCUCUCAAAUGCCGUGCCAGCUUUCACCAAAUGGGUCUGGUCUCUCAAAGCAACAACCAAAACAGGGGUUUCUGGGAAGAAGUCUAUGAUGAAGUUUGAGAGUGGCUACACUGUGGAAACUGUGUUUGAUGGAAGCAAGCUUGGGAUUGAGCCUUAUGCGGUUGAGGUGUUGCCUAAUGGGGAACUUCUGAUCCUUGAUUCGGCUAAUAGUAACGUUUAUAGGAUUUCAUCCUCGCUUUCUUUGUAUAGUAGACCGAAGCUGGUGGCAGGAUCUGCUGAGGGAUAUUCUGGACAUGUUGACGGGAAGCUUAGGGAGGCAAGGAUGAACCACCCGAAGGGGAUAACAUUUGAUGACCGUGGAAAUAUCUACAUUGCAGAUACUAUGAAUAUGGCAAUUAGGAAAAUUAGUGACUCAGGCGUUACAACGAUUGCCGGUGGAGGAAAAUGGAGUCGUGGUGGGGGCCAUGUUGAUGGACCAAGUGAGGAAGCUAAAUUUUCUAAUGACUUUGAUGUGGUUUAUGUUGGAAGUAGUUGCUCCCUACUUGUCAUAGACAGAGGAAACCAAGCCAUCAGGGAGAUCCAACUGCACUUUGAUGACUGUGCUUAUCAAUAUGGAAGUGGAUUUCCUCUCGGAAUUGCAAUGCUUGUUGGGGCUGGCUUCUUUGGUUAUAUGCUGGCGCUGUUGCAGCGCAGACUUAGCACAAUUGUAGCAUCUCAGGAUGAUCAGGAUCAAGCAAUGUCGGGUAUCUCACCAACUCCAUAUCAGAAGCCAUUGAAAUAUGUGAGGCCUCCAUUAAUUCCAUCAGAAGAUGAGCCUGAAAAGCAAGAAGAAGGUUUCUUUGGAUCCACUGGGAAGCUUCUUUCCAACGCCGGAGCAUCUGUGGUGGAACUAUUGGGAGGGUUAUUCCCCGGUUUGAGGAAAAAGCCACAGAUGUAUGAAUUUCAAAGCCAACAACAGCUGUUCCAGCAACCUCAAAAGCAAGUAAAUGCUUGGCCAGUUCAAGAAAGCUUUGUGAUUCCCAAAGAAGACGAGCCCCCUUCUAUCGAUACACGAGCUCCGACCCCUCGAAAAACAUAUCCUUUCAUGUUGGUGGAUGCAGAGAAAAUGCAACAACUACGGCAAAGUAGAGUGUUCUACAGCGGAUGGGAUGGUGAUCUUCAACAGCAACCAAAAAACCAUCAUCAUCGCCACCAGUCUCAUUCAUCGAUCCCUCGCACCUAUUACGAGCAAAGCCACGAGGAAACCAACGAGAUACUAUUCGGCGCAGUGCAGGAGCAUAGUGUGAAGCAGGAAUCUGUGGUCAUCAAGCCUGUGAACUAUGGUGACUCGGUCUAUGAUCAUCACAACAUUAGGCCUAGAAUAAGUCCCAUGGGAUAUAUCCACAAGUAUUGAGUAUAUAUUAAUAAGGAAUAUUAGGUAUAAUGAAUCAAUCCUCAAUCAAGCUUUAAUUAUAGAGGGAUGGUGAAAUCAAAGUACAGGAAAUAUAAUGAUUUCUUUGAAACUAUGGAAUCAUCAUGUAUAGUAAGAACUAAGGACUAAGGAGAAUAUGAAUUGUGUAUUCAGUUUUGUCAAAUUGUAGGUCACUCUAGUGUGCAAACAGAUUGCUCAUCACUUGAUUUUCAGAGUAAGACCAAGAAAUUU
Molecule: messenger RNA, 1811 nt
Organism: Arachis stenosperma
Lineage: Eukaryota; Viridiplantae; Streptophyta; Magnoliopsida; Fabales; Fabaceae
Exons: 7
Coding region: 66-1562 (498 amino acids)
Source: RefSeq, a predicted model, not a curated record